Molecule: messenger RNA, 1870 nt
Organism: Oncorhynchus keta (chum salmon)
Lineage: Eukaryota; Metazoa; Chordata; Actinopteri; Salmoniformes; Salmonidae
Exons: 8
Coding region: 413-1372 (319 amino acids)
Source: RefSeq, a predicted model, not a curated record
UGUAGUUGGUCAACAAGUGACGACUGUUGUUUCAUAUUAGGUGACAAGUGACAACUGAAAGUGUCAUAUUAGGUGAAAGUACAGAAUGUCACCUUUAUGUAUCUAGUUUUCCCAUUUGAAGCAGUCUUAAUUAUUUGGACAAAUACAUUUCAUCAAAGUUUAGAGUUUCGUCCAAUUUUCCGUGAUUACAUCCAGCUUGUGAUUCCACUAACUUGUUGAAUUAAUUUGCAGUUUGUCUUGGUUGUGUUUUAGAUGUUUUUCCUAAUAGAAACUGAAUGGUGAAUAAUGUCCUGUCAUUUUGGAGUCACUUCACUUGUAUUGUCAGUAAGAAUAGAAGAUGUUUCUGAACAAUUCUACAUUCAUGUGGAUGCUACUAUGAUUAUGAAUAAUAAUGAAUAAUAAAUCGUGAAUAAUGACGAACACCAAAGUUAUAGAGGCAUUAAGAUCAGAAAAAAUGGUAACCUCCCUUGUUAUUGGUAAUGGUGAGAGGUUAGUAUGUUUUGUUGUAGCCUCUGUUAUUGGUAAUGGUGAGAGGUUAGUAUGUUUUGUUGUAGCCUCUGUUAUUGGUAAUGGUGAGAGGUUAGUAUGUUUUGUUGUAGCCUCUGUUAUUGGUAAUGGUGAGAGGUUAGCAUGUUUUGUUGUAGCCUCUGUUAUUGGUAAUGGUGAGAGGUUAGUAUGUUUUGUUGUAGCCUCUGUUAUUGGUAAUGGUGAGAGGUUAGUAUGUUUUGUUGUAUCCUCUGUUAUUGGUAAUGGUGAGAGAUUAGCAUGUUUUGAUGUAGCUUCUGUUAUUGGUAAUGGUGAGAGGUUAGUAUGUUUUGCUGUAGCCUCUGUUCUUGGUAAUGAUGAGAGAUUAGCAUGUUUUGAUGUAGCUUCUGUUAUUGGUAAUGGUGAGAGGUUAGCAUGUUUUGUUGUAGCCUCUGUUAUUGGUAAUGGUGAGAGGUUAGUAUGUUUUGUUGUAGCCUCUGUUAUUGGUAAUGGUGAGAGGUUAGUAUGUUUUGUUGUAUCCUCUGUUAUUGGUAAUGGUGAGAGGUUAGCAUGUUUUGUUGUAUCCUCUGUUAUUGGUAAUGGUGAGAGGUUAGUAUGUUUUGCUGUAGCCUCUGUUAUUGGUAAUGGUGAGAGGCUAGCAUGUUUUGUUGUAGCCUCUGUUAUUGGUAAUGGUGAGAGGCUAGCAUGUUUUGUUGUAGCCUCUGUUAUUGGUAAUGGUGAGAGGUUAGCAUGUUUUGUUGCAGCCUCUAUUAUUGGUAAUGGUGAGAGGUUAGUAUGUUUUGUUGUAGCCUCUGUUAUUGGUAAUGGCGAGAGGUUAGCAUGUUUUGUUGUAGCCUCUGUUAUUGGUAAUGAUGAGAGGUUAGCAUGUUUUGUUGUAGUCUGUUAAAUGUAAUGGUGAGAGGUUAGUAUGUUUUGUUGUAGCCUCUGUUAUUGGUAAUGGUGAGAGGUUAGCAUGUUUUGUUGUAGCCUCUGUUAUUGGUAAUGGUGAGAGGUUAGUAGGUUUUGUUGUAGCCUCUGUUAUUGUAAUGGUGAGAGGUUAGUAUGUUUUGUUGUAGCCUCUGUUAUUGGUAAUGGUGAGAGGUUAGCAUGUUUUGUUGUAGCCUCUGUUAUUGGUAAUGGUGAGAGGUUAGUAUGUUUUGUUGUAGUCUCUGUUAUUGGUAAUGGUGAGAGGUUAGCAUGUUUUGUUGUAGCCUCUGUUAUUGGUAAUGGUGAGAGGUUAGCAUGUUUUGUUGUAGCCUCUGUUAUUGUAAUGGUGAGAGGUUAGCAUGUUUUGUUGUAUCCUCUGUUAUUGGUAAUGGUGAGAGGUUAGCAUGUUUUGUUGUAGCCUCUGUAAUUUUCUCACUCAUUGUUAUUCUGGCAUAUAUUCUUGAUUCAUUCAUGAUUU